Meleagris gallopavo (turkey) is the source of this 1833-nucleotide messenger RNA. NCBI's taxonomy places the organism in Eukaryota, Metazoa, Chordata, Aves, Galliformes, Phasianidae. The record is from RefSeq and is a predicted model, not a curated record.
AAAGACCAGUGAAGCAACUCAGUGUUAUUGGCACAGAUCAAGUCUCCCUCUCUGGAUAGCAACAUGGCCACAAAACUGCCAUCUCAAGAGGAAUGUGAGAGCUGGACAGCUUUUCAAGUUGCAGACCUCCUAAGACAGUUUGGAAUGCCUGAAUCUGCUGAGCUUGUAGAAAAACUGGGUAUGGAUGGACCUCAUUUCUUGAAUUUAUCGGAGUAUGAGCUGAGCCAAUUCAAAAUCAUGCAUCAGCCGAAGCUUCAAAAGAUGGUGCACGAUAUCAAGAAAAAUGAAAGUGGGAUAAUAAACAAGUUCAAAAAGUUCCAAAAUGAACAAGUGGCCUUAAUUUGCAAAACUGGGAAAGAUACUUGGGAUCGGCUAAAAAAAAAACCUCCUCCAAGUCUACCACAAAGGGAUUAUGCUUCAGAACAUGCAGACAAUGAAGAGGAACAAUGGUCAGAUGAUUUUGACAGUGAUUAUGAAAAUCCAGAUGGCCACUCUGAUUCUGAGAUGUAUGUGGUCCCCAGUGAGGAGAAUCCUGAUGACAGCUAUGAACCACCUCCAAGUGAACAGGAAAAAAAGAAGAUUCCCUCCUCGUUCCCUAUUUCUAGAGGUGAAUACGCAGACAAUCGCAACAGUCACCAUCAGCAACCUCCCAUCAACAAACCUCUUCCAAGCACACCCAGUUCAGCCUUGCCCAGACCAAAGAAACCAUCCUUGCCAUCUCCUGCUGCAAAACCGAAAUUACCACCAAAGCCGAGGGAGUGCAGUGAUGAUGAGGAUAAUUACAUUGUGCCAGUCGACAAUGAUGAUAACUAUAUUGAACCCACAGAAAGCAGUGCGCCGCUACCUGUAAAACCUCCUGUGAACAGAUUUAUGAAGCCACCCACAAAAUCAGCCCUCCCUACUCCUACAAAGCCCUCUCUUGCUUUUGACAUGCAAGAAGUGUACGAGGUUCCUGAAGAAGAGGAAGAACUUUCGCCACCACCUGUAACCAGGUUCACUAAACCACUUCCUGCUACACGUGUUCAGAAUGCAGAGCACUCGCACAUGCACAGCAUGACCAGAGAGUCACCUAAGCUGGACGCUUCCAGGAAUAUUUUGCCUCUCCCCAGAAAUCGUCUUCACACAAAAACAGACCAUGAAGCAAACAAUAAUGAUGAAAAUCAUAGCUUCAAUAAUACACAAGAAUCUAAGUUUCAUACUGGAGCAGCUCCAUCUCCAUUACCAAGGGCUCUAAAGAAAACUUCUAAUGCAGUAAAUCCAGCAAAACCAUGCUUGCCUUACAGAGACACCUUCACUGUAAAUGAAGAGAAACCUACAGCAGCAGAACGACGACGAGGUUCUGGCCUUGAGUUCCCACUUCCACCUCUUCCAAGUGGUACCUCAAAAUCUUCGCUCCAAAAGCCCUUAGUUCUGCCAAAGGUGCCUGAAGCCCCAAGCCGUGCUCUGGGUACUUCCCCUCACAGCAGCAUUUCAUCCAUUUCAAUUACUGCGGACCAGGAUGCUGGUGUUCAUAGUAAAGCAUGGUAUGCUGCAACCUGUGAUCGGAAAACAGCAGAAGAUGCACUGUAUCGAUCUAACAAGGAUGGAUCUUUUCUAAUAAGAAAGAGUUCUGGACAGGAUUCAAGACAACCAUACACACUGGUUGUGUUUUAUAACAGAAGAGUAUACAACAUUCCUAUACGUUUUAUUGAAUCAACAAGACAGUAUGCAUUAGGAAGAGAAAAAUGUGGUGAAGAGGUGAGAUUUUCUUUUUUUCCUAACACUUAUCUAUCCUAACAGUUAUCUAUCUUUAAUAAGGACUGAAGUAAGUUGCAGUAUGACUUGACAGGAUUC